AUGUCACGACGGGACCAGAGGUUUCGGAGAGGAAUGAAAGGACGGUGUUAUGAAUGUGGGUGCAUCCUGUCUCACUGGUACUAUGAAAGAGAGGGACAGCUUUACUGUAAAAAGCACUACUGGUCCCGUUUCGGAGAGCACUGCCACGGCUGCAAGGAAACCAUUACAACAGGACUCAUUAUGGUUGCAGGAAAGCAAAAGUACCAUACUGAGUGCUUCAUUUGCAUGAGCUGUGAAAUGGUCAUUGGAGACGGAGAUACAUACACGCUUAUUGACCGCUCUAGACUUUACUGUGGCCACUGUUUCUGUCAGGGUGUUGUGCCGGCUGUGAGAUCAAUAUCCCUUACCAAGAGGCCCCACAUGGUUGCAUUGGUGACUCUCCCUCCCACUGCAACAGGCCAACGAGGUCUGACUGUUGCCACGGACUUCAACCAAGACACAAAACCUCUUGUCACUGUGACAAAUUUAGACUCCCCUGUCGUCAGCCCUGACCUGCUCUCUUCUAUCCAAGUUGGUGACCGAGUAUUGGAGAUCAACGGAAUCCCUGUAGGCAACAUUUCUCCAGAAGAGAUAAAGCGUGUUGUCCAGGACACAAGCAGACCACUUCAGAUGACCAUUGAACACAACCCACAGUCUCCUCUUCAGUCAGAGAGUUCCCCAGUUAGCAUUAACUGUCCUGACUCUUGUGGCCACGACAAACUUACUUCAACCCCAAAGCUCCCGAGUCUGGAGGAAGAGCCAUGUACAAGAGAGGAAACAGAUGAACAAAGGAUAAGCCUCUCACCAACUCAACACCAAGGAAGCCCAGGGAUUCGAUCCAGGCACAUUUGGCGGAGUUGUAGUAUAGACAAGUGUCCUCUGUCUCCUGGAGCGUUGUCACUUAUUUCUCAAAGGAGAGACAUGGUUCGCUCAGAGUCUCUUCGAGUAGACACAGGGGAACGCACACAUCGCAUCUUCAGACCCUCAGAUCUCAUUCAUGGAGAAGUCCUGGGAAAAGGUUGCUUUGGACAAGCUGUCAAGGUAACGCAUCAAGAGACGGGGGAGGUGAUGGUGAUGAAAGAACUCAUACGUUUUGAUGAAGAAACACAAAAGACAUUCUUAAAGGAGGUGAAAGUAAUGCGUUGUCUUGACCAUCCCAACGUACUCAAGUUUAUUGGAUUAUUUUAUAAAGACAAAAGAAUUCAUUUUGUCUCUGAAUACAUCCAGGGAGGUACUCUUCGAGAGACUAUCAUAAAAAUGGAUGAGGGUUUUCCUUGGAGUAUAAAAGUCGGUUAUGCCAAAGACAUUGCAGCUGGAAUGGCUUAUCUACACUCCAUGAAUGUCAUCCACAGAGAUCUAAACUCAUACAACUGUUUGGUCAGAGAGAACCAGUCUGUGGUGGUGGCAGAUUUUGGACUUGCCAGACUGGUGAUGGAGGAAAGAAAUCAGAGCAAAACAUCUUCUCUGGAACGAUCUCAAAAGGGGACAAUGUCAGAGUUGCGUAAACAUGACCGGAGGAAACGAUAUACUGUGGUAGGAAACCCCUACUGGAUGGCCCCUGAGAUGAUCCAUGGGAAAAGCUAUGAUGAGCGGGUGGACAUAUUUUCCUUUGGGAUUAUGAUAUGUGAGAUUAUUGGUAGAGUGAGUGCAGAUCCCGACUAUCUUCCUCGGUCAAAUGACUUUGGACUAAAUGUAACAAGUUUCCUGCAGCAGUACCACCCUCCUGACUGUCCCUCUGCCUUUUUGCCAUUGGCGGUCCUCUGCUGUGACAUGGAUGCUGAAAAACGUCCACCCUUUUCAAAGUUGGAGGAGUGGUUGGCCAACCUGUUCAUGCACCUGGACAUCAACCUCCCACUGCUUUCUGAGCUAGAGCAACUCUCUAGAGCUUUCUGGAAGAAUCACAACCAAAACCACACUCACAACCAGGACAAGGCUGCUGUACCUCAUGAACAAAGUUGUUCGGAGCCCGAUGAACAAAGCCCAAGCCCUAAAGUUUGUUUGGACAAUGCAAAUAGUCACACAGAAUCCAAUCAUGAGAACCAUGGUCAAAAUAGCACUUCCAAGAGUGAUUUGAACAGUGAACAACACACAGAUGAAAAUCACUACACUGUGAAGUCUGGCUCACAAGACACAAACAAGUCUUGCUGCAAGUCUAUAAGUGUGGAUAUAGACAAUAGUGAGUGGGAAACCCACAAAGACUGUGACCUUGCAGCUCAACCAGAUUCCCAGCAUAAGCCCUUGCAACCACUGCAGGUCAAGAACCCACUGCUAAGUAAGUCAAGCAAAUCUAUAAAGACAAGUCAAGUGUUGUGGGACCGAUCAACAGAAGAAAGCUCAUAACUUUGUUUACUGUAUCUAA
Molecule: messenger RNA, 2338 nt
Organism: Nematolebias whitei (Rio pearlfish)
Lineage: Eukaryota; Metazoa; Chordata; Actinopteri; Cyprinodontiformes; Rivulidae
Product: LIM domain kinase 1
Exons: 15
Coding region: 1-2319 (772 amino acids)
Biological process (GO): protein phosphorylation; positive regulation of stress fiber assembly; actin cytoskeleton organization
Cellular component (GO): nucleus; neuron projection; cytoplasm
Molecular function (GO): protein binding; protein serine/threonine kinase activity; ATP binding
Source: RefSeq, a predicted model, not a curated record